AUGGAUAUGAGCAAGGCUUAUGAUCGAGUGAGAUGGGAUUUUUUAGUCAUUGUUUUGAGGAAGUAUGGAUUCCCUGAGCAUUGGAUCUCUUUAUGCUCCCAAUGUUUCUCUACGGUUUCGUAUAAGGUCCUUAUUAAUGGAAAUACCUCGGAAACCUUUAAACCAAAGUGUGGGCUUCGACAGGGAGACCUACUAUCUCCAUACCUUUUCUUGUUUUGUAUGGAUAUACUCUCGAGGAUGCUCAUAAUUGAAGAGGAUAUUAAUCUUUUCAAAGGGGAGCAACUAAACCUCAGCAAAUCUUUUGUCAAGUUUAGCUCAAGCACUUCAAACCAAGAUAAGUUGGCAUUUAAGAACAUUCUAAGGAUGAGGGAUAUGGAGAAUCUAGAUACCCAUCUAGGGGUGCCUAUUGACUUAAAAGGUAACAAGAGCUCAAACUUUUUAUAUGUGGUAGAUAAAAUUGCUAUGAGGAUUAUGGCUUGGAAUUCCUGUAAGCUCUCCUUCUCCUCAAAGAUUAUUUUAGCAAAUACAGUUUUAAUAUCAAUGGCUACUCAUGUGAUGAAUAGCUUCAAGCUACCAAAAAGUAUUGUCUCAAAAAUAGAGAGCUUAAUCUAUAAUUUUCUAUGGGGAAAUAAGGGUAACAAGGGAAUACAGUGGGUUAGGAAAAGCAUUGUUCAACUUCACUACUAG
Molecule: messenger RNA, 687 nt
Organism: Chenopodium quinoa (quinoa)
Lineage: Eukaryota; Viridiplantae; Streptophyta; Magnoliopsida; Caryophyllales; Amaranthaceae
Exons: 2
Coding region: 1-687 (228 amino acids)
Source: RefSeq, a predicted model, not a curated record